This is a messenger RNA of Carassius auratus (goldfish), 678 nucleotides long. Its product is annotated as fibroblast growth factor 5-like. Bases 1 to 678 code for a protein of 225 amino acids. Gene Ontology annotation, molecular function: growth factor activity. Lineage: Eukaryota; Metazoa; Chordata; Actinopteri; Cypriniformes; Cyprinidae. The transcript is spliced from 3 exons. The record is from RefSeq and is a predicted model, not a curated record.
AUGCACGUUGCUCUCCUGCUUUUACUCCUCUUUCAGUUGCCUCGCUCUGCACUGCUCACGGGAUUUGAACGCGCGUAUUUGGAGCACCAACUUGUCGAGGAAGGGCGCGUAUCAGGGCGCAGGACUGGAAGACUGUAUUGUAGAGUUGGAAUAGGUUUCCACCUUCAGAUUUACCCGGAUGGAAGAGUCAACGGGAGUCACGAACCUAAUCCGUUAAGUGUGCUGGAGCUGUUUGCUGUGUCUCAGGGUGUCAUAGGGAUCCGAGGGGCUUUUAGCAAACGAUUUCUAGCCAUGAACAAGAGGGGAAGGCUUCAUGCAACUGAGAGCUUUACAGAUGACUGUAAGUUCAGGGAGCGGUUUCAGGAGAACAGCUACAACACAUACGCCUCAGUGAUCCACAAGAACCAUCGCAACGGCAAAGAGUGGUUUGUGGCACUUAACAAAAGAGGAAAAGCAAAAAUGGGGUCCAGUCCAAGAGUAAAGUCACAACACGCGUCUACACAUUUUCUGCCAAGGAUGAACCUACAUGAAAAAACUCAACAAGGAUUCACAAUAACAGACAAAGAGCAGGAAAAACAUCCACAUCCAUCAACACCCUCUAUACUGAAAAUAGCAGUCAACUCUGGAAAGAAGAAUCGACCAGUAGUCAAAUACUGGCCGAAGUUUCGGUUUGGAUAA